AUGGUAACGGCGGACGCUGCAAAGGACAGUUUAAGGGUCCAAAAGACCCAGAGGUGUUCUGAUCCGCUGGUUUAUGUUCAGGUCACUUUUCAGCAUCCGGAGGUCAGUGAGGACACAGUAACCUUUGACCUCCACUCUUCUCCUGUUUUCCAACAGUUCUGGAUUCUGUCUCUUCCUGACAUGUCCUUGCCGCGGGUGGGAGUGGUUAGAGACUCCAUGAGGACCAAUCCGAGGAUCAUCCAGGUGGAUGUGGGUCAGAGUCUGUCCAGAGGUUUUUCUCUUCCUGGUCCACAUUUCACCAAUGGAAUCAGCAGCAGUUCACCUGGAGAUGGAGGUGUGGCCGAAGCUCUAUCCAGCUGGAGGGUCGUGACCUCAGAGAGAGACUCUCCGGCUGCUGUGGACUUUGUGGCUCUGAACCGUGCUGCGGUGAAGUCCGGCAUGGUCACAGCCAAAGAAAUGAGGGAGUAUCAUGCACAGAGGGGCGGAGCCAGCAAGAAGUCUGCCUGUAAACAAUUUGUCAGGGCGACGCAGCAGCCGGCGGAACCAGAUGUCACGUUUGGACUCAAGAACAGGCCACCAUCUCCACUGACAGACGUGCUGUCUCAUCAGUACGCUCGCCAAUGGCUGGACAAGCAGCUGAGCAGGGAUCAAACCUGCAACCAGAGACUCCAGGGCAGGAAGAAAGCAGCUGCUGUUGCAGAUACCAGGUCCAGCCUGCUGAGGGCGACCAGGGUCCUGCCACAAACACAUACUGAGCACAAACAAGCCAACAAGGUUGCUCCGGCUCUGGACACCUUCAGGAAGCCGGAAGCUCAUCUCCAUGCCUUCAGGACUCACGAGUCAAACUCCAAGAAAGGGGCUCCGGGUGCGGACACGGACGGUCUGCACUGA
Messenger RNA from Thalassophryne amazonica, 891 nucleotides. It is a transcript of the gene cfap77, whose product is annotated as cilia and flagella associated protein 77. The transcript is spliced from 8 exons. The record is from RefSeq and is a predicted model, not a curated record. Lineage: Eukaryota; Metazoa; Chordata; Actinopteri; Batrachoidiformes; Batrachoididae. The coding region runs from base 1 to 891 and encodes 296 amino acids.